AUGACUCUUCCCAGGACGCCGAGCGACCCUUCGAUGGUUGCUUCCGCGCACGAGCAGCCGCAGCCGCAGCCGCAGCUGCAGCCGCAGUCGCAGCCGCAGUCGCAGCCGCCGCAGCAGCCGCAGCAGCAGAAGCCAGCGCCAGGCUCACCCGGCAAUGCCGCCAUGGAGGCACUACGUCGCUGGCGUCCCGCGGUCAAGGGGGCCACGCCCACAGUGGCCCCGGACGACCCGGCCGCCGGGGGCCGCCACGAGCGUGCCAUGAUGGUCGCCCUGCUGGUCAACAUGUCGGCGGGCAUGGCGCUGGGCUACGCCUCCGUGUCCAUGCCCCGUAUCGAGCUCGAGAUCUGGUACAGCCUGCAGCGCAAUGUGCCCCACAAGGAGUGGGUCGCCAACGUCUUGCUUCUCGGGGCUGCCGCUGGAGCGCUGCUCUCCGGGCUUCUGCUCCACCUACUGGGGCCCAGAAGAACGCUGCUGCUGUCCGCCUUCGGCCUAAUCAACGCCUGGAUAUGCGUCGUCGUGUCCAACAGCUUUACCAUGCUGAUGAUCGGCCGCGUAACGUGCGGCAUCUGGCUCGGCGUCUCCACCAACUCCGUGAGCCUCUACGUCUGCGACGUGGCUCCCCCGGCAAAGAGGACCUUCUAUGGCGCGCUCACCGAGGUGGCCGUGAGCUUGGGCAUGCUAGCGGCCUACGUGCUGGGUGGUCUCGCGUGGCAGAUGUCGGCGAUCGUGUUCACGCUGGCGCCGGUGCCAGUUUUCCUGCUGCACAACUACGUCAUCGAGAGCCCGCGCUGGUUUGUGACCAAAGGCCGCUACCGUGACUCAAACACGGCCAUGGUGCGGCUUUACGGUGACGACGUGCCCACAGACUUCAGGUUCAGCAGGACAGGAGAGGAUUCAAACAUCUCUACAGUUGGCCGACAAAAGGUGGCCAGGAUGCUGUCGGUGUGCCUUCUGCUGAACCUGCUGCAGAGCCUGUCGUGCGCGCAGCUCGUGCUGCUGCACGCCGUGCAGGUGGUGGGCCCCCUGGUGGACGUGAUGGCACCGCAGGAGGCAGCCUGCCUGGUGCUCGCCACGCACGUCAGCUGCGCGACCCUGUUCGCCGCCCUGACCCGCUUCAUAGGCCGCCGCCAGCUGCUCAUCGUCUCGGCAGUACUUGUCGCCGGCGUCCUGUCCACCAUGCGUCCGUUCGAUUACGUCGUCUUCAGCCGGUGGUCGCCCAGCCCGGCCACCGCAACCAGGUGGGACGCCUUGUGCUCCGUCUGCCUGCUGGUGCUGACCUACUCGAUAGGCCUGUGUCACGUGCCUCCACUGGUGAUCAGCGAGCUGCUGCCCUUGAAGGGGUGGCGCUACCUGAGCGCCUCGUUCGUCUGGGUCUGGCGCUGGCUGGUCGCCUUCGUGAUGGUCCACUUCGACCAGGAGCUGCUCGGGGCCGGCGAUUUCAAGAGCCUGUCGCUGGCGUUCGGCCUGGCGUUGUUGCUGGUUGCCGCAGCCGCUGUUCCCUUCGUGCCGGAGACCGAAGGCCGCACGCUGGCCGAUAUCCACCGCGACGAGUGACGAUUUCGAGCACGUGCGGCGCAUAUUCAUCGCCUGUCGAAAGAUUUGUCGUGCUUCGUGGUUGCUAGCCGAACUUCAUGAGCAGCGCCUUGCGGAUAGAAAACCGUUUCAGAGUUUUUUUUAUCUUUCGCGUAAUUUGCGUUUAUUUACUAUGCUGUGCAUUGAAACCAUGUGCUUUUUUUAUC
Dermacentor silvarum is the source of this 1739-nucleotide messenger RNA. Its product is annotated as facilitated trehalose transporter Tret1-like. Bases 1 to 1554 code for a protein of 517 amino acids. Gene Ontology annotation, biological process: transmembrane transport. The transcript has 5 exons. Gene Ontology annotation, molecular function: transmembrane transporter activity. The record is from RefSeq and is a predicted model, not a curated record. Gene Ontology annotation, cellular component: membrane. Lineage: Eukaryota; Metazoa; Arthropoda; Arachnida; Ixodida; Ixodidae.